AUGUCAAACGACCCAUCAGUGCGCCGACUGCUCCCGCAAACUUCGCAGAUGGGUGCAUUUACCUUUGCGCCGCCUGCUUACCAGCAACCGCCGCGCGAAACUCAGAAAAACUAUGUCUUCGUUGACGAACACAAUCGCCACAAGCGGUUGAAGGUUAUGAGAGCCUGCGAAGGAUGCCGAAGAAGGAAGAUCAAAUGCGACGCCGCCACCACCAACACUUGGCCAUGUUCGGCAUGCAUCCGCCUCAAGCUUCAUUGCGUUCGGCCAAAUGGAUUUGAUGGCGCCGCUGAAUCUCAAGUUUACGAACCUCCGCGUGCCCAGUUCGACUCGUCGCCUGUUCCGGAGAGUUAUCAACAGCAGCAAAUGGCUUUGACCGAUCACCAACAGCUUCUCACGCACGCUCAAGCUCCCAAAGCCACACCCAUAUAUCCUUCACAGACCUCCUUCCAGGACACGGCAGCGAUGUACCAUACCGUGCCGUACACGCAGCCGCAAGCUGUACCACAAAACCUUCAGUAUGCUGCCGUGCACUCUGCAUAUGCGACCCCGGAUUCCUUUCCGACGCCUCCCUCCAUGCAUCAGAUACCCCAGGUACAACAGCUACCUCAAAUCUCUCAACAUCCGUCUUCACCCGAAGAUUAUCAAUCCGAAUAUGCCCAGCAGGACUUGGCAGAACUUCUGGGAUCCCUCAAGGUCAACGAAGCAGGAACAGCUCCGUACCUGAACAGCAAAAUGCGAUCGGCCGAUGAUAGCGAGCCCUCCGUGGAAGAGACCGAAGAGGACCAGUUCACAAAGAACCUACCACCUCUGACCGCUGGCAAGAUUCGCAUACCGCCCGCCCUGAUGCCGUCUGAAGAUCUGUGCCUCCACUAUUUCAAUCUCUACUUUACGCAUACGCAUCCUUAUGUCCCAGUGUUGGACAAGCAACAGUUCUAUCAUCAAUGGCACAAUAACCGGGAGGCCAUUUCGCCCCUCAUCCUUGAGGCCAUAUUUGCGAUUGCUAAUCGUCUUGCCGAUGAUGCUGCACAAGGCCAGCAAUGGCUAUAUCUUGCAACACGCCAUGCCGAUUCGUUCUUGGAUGUACCUCGCCUGAGCACCCUCCAGGCAUCACUGAUCCUUCUCAAGGCGAGGGAACAAGCACCGAAGAAGGGCUACUACUACCGCUCUUGGAUGAGCAUCGUCCAAUGUGUUACAAUGGCCAAGGAUCUUGGGCUGGACGAGCACUAUGCUGAUCACCAAGCCGGUCGAUCAUGUGGCUUCAGCCCUGCAGAGUGUCAGUUGAGAGACAGGAUUUGGCAGACUAUCUUCAUUGUGGAGAUUAUGAUUGGUACCCCUCAAGGAAAAACCGAUCUUGCGGUCGAAGAAGAGACUGUCAAUUUUGACGUUCCAAGACCCUUGCCUAACGGCGACACGUCCGAGUAUGAUGUUUCCCGAAACUUCGUUUACUUCUCCAAGGUUGUUCGGAACGUCUGCCGGAUGAGCAGAGUUUAUUCACGCCUUAAAAGAAACAAGGAGUGGGGUAUCGAUCCUGAAUUCGUCCAGAUCAGGCCUGCCAUGGACGCAUGGUUGACCGACCUACCACCCGACCUUCAGCUUCAAUUCCCUGCUGACGGGUCUCCUCCGUGGUUGCCUUCCUCGUUCGUUGGCAAUAUGCAUUCGUAUUACCACCUCAGCAUCAUUUUGUUUUACAGACCUCAGCUGGCUCAUAUGACGCCAACCGGCCCUGGAGGUCAAUGGAAGCAGCACAUGCUGGUUUCAUACCGCGCCGCCAAGAUGCUCUGCAGGUUACAAGAAGGCAUUAUCAACCAAUUUGGCAUUGCCGGGUUACAGUGCAUGCAGCGAGGUAUCAACUUCACGCUCUACGCGGUUCUCGCUUGUAUUGUAUUGCAUUUAGUCGCUUUGACAUCACCGGAUCCGGCCCUCAAUGCGGAGUCGCGAGAAUACUUCACACGCCACAUGCGGGUGUUAGAGAAAUGUAUGGGUGCUUGGCCAAUGCCCGAUAUGCAGCGGCAGAUUGAUUCCGUUCGGGAGGCCUUUUCCCAGGAUAUCAGGAAGCCGUUCGUUUUGAAGCCUAGCUUCCCCUAUGGAAGCCCAUCUUCAAACUCGCAUCCAAGCCCACCAGGGCCAUCGUAUCGAUCAGAUAUGUCGAGGACUGGUUCCAUCGACCACCAGCUUGACCCGCAUGUGCAACAUUCUCACUCACUUGCCAUGAUGUCUUCCGGUCACGGGACACAAGCGCCUUCCAUGGCACAGGCGAUGCCGCUCGCGGACGCCCCCGCCUGGAAUCCGUCUCGCAUUUUUGAUCAAUGGAAUGCCCAGUUUGGCAACCCUCAGGUGCAGCAUCCUUCUCAGCUCACGAGCCAUGCCAGUCCAUUAUCGCUUCCCUCUUCUGGUGCAUCGGAGACCAGCAUCCAAGACUUGCAAGCGGCCCAGGCUCAGCUUUCUCCGGUUUCACAGCAUAUGCCACAGUACCCUACCCAGCCAGUUCAGACUUUCGUCACCCCUGCAAUGUGGCAAGAGUCUGUGGCUAGCGUCUAUGAGGGAGGCCUCAAGCGCUCUUGGGGCGGCGAUUACGAUGGCCAUAUGGUCAAGCGUAACCGAUAA
Molecule: messenger RNA, 2604 nt
Organism: Sordaria macrospora k-hell
Lineage: Eukaryota; Fungi; Ascomycota; Sordariomycetes; Sordariales; Sordariaceae
Biological process (GO): DNA-templated transcription; regulation of DNA-templated transcription
Molecular function (GO): zinc ion binding; DNA binding; DNA-binding transcription factor activity, RNA polymerase II-specific
Source: RefSeq, a predicted model, not a curated record